Messenger RNA from Blastocystis hominis, 1080 nucleotides. RefSeq lists its product as hypothetical. The coding region runs from base 1 to 1080 and encodes 359 amino acids. Lineage: Eukaryota; Bigyra; Opalinata; Blastocystidae. The transcript has 5 exons. Gene Ontology annotation, molecular function: RNA binding; poly(A) RNA polymerase activity. The record is from RefSeq and is a predicted model, not a curated record. Gene Ontology annotation, cellular component: nucleus.
AUGGAUAGGUCUCUCCGUUUAUACGAAUCAAAGAACGAAAUUGACCAUCGUGAGGAGUUGUUGAAAAGUCUUCAAAGUAUUCUGCGAGAAUGUGUGAAGAAAAUUCUCACGGCGAAAAAUUUGUACAGCAACCAGGAGCCCGAGGAACUGGCAAGUCUCUAUACGUUUGGUUCAUUCCGAAUGAUGGUUCAUGAACCAUGGGCCGAUAUUGAUACUAUGUGUGUAGGCCCCGGCUCUGUAACCCGUGAAGAAUUUUUCAGUGUCGUUUCUUCCGCAUUACAAGGGGAAGAAACCUGUGCUACCGAUGUUAACGUGAUUGACACUGCGUAUAAACGUGGCAUCUACAAAAACGUCACCGGAUAUCUCGGCGGUGUGAACUGCGCGCUCCUCUGCUGCUACGCCUCGCUGCUCUACCCCAACGCCACCGCCUCCGUCGUUCUCUACAACUGCUUUCGCAUCUUCGCCGAAUGGGACUGGCAGAAGCCCGUCCUCGUCAGAGACGUGCAGCUGAACCCGGAGCUCGGCCACGACAAGGACGUGUGGAACCCCAAGGAGAACGAGCGAUGCCAGAACGAUCUGUUCCCGAUCUUGACGCCCUGCUAUCCGUCGCAGAACUCCACGUAUAACGUGAUGGCCAGCACGCGCGAUGUGAUGGUCGCGGAGUUCAAGCGCGCUCGCGACGUCACGCUCUCCAUCUUAAAGGGAGAAACCACCUGGGCGACGUUGUUUAAGGAGUUUCCGUUUUUCACGUCGUACAAGUACUACAUUCAGAUCGAAGUGUCCGCGAAGACGUCGGAGGUGUUCAACAAUUGGUACGGGUUUGUGGAGAGCCAGAUUCGACGAUACACGCGGAUGAUCGAGGGGAACAAGUCGAUCGUGAUCCACGUCUAUCCGACUUCCUUCGAUGUGGUGAGGGAGAGGGGAUCGAGUUAUGUGCAGCCCGAUUCCCCGCUGUGCAAGCAGUUUUACAUCGCGUUUACGCCGCUGGAGGCAGCGAAAGGCAAGCCGCUGGAUCUCUCGCUGGCGACGAGGCAGUUUAAAAACCAUCUGCAGCGCGUAGGACGAAGAGGCGCGGCGUGA